Molecule: messenger RNA, 1181 nt
Organism: Prorocentrum cordatum
Lineage: Eukaryota; Dinophyceae; Prorocentrales; Prorocentraceae
Source: the annotation of a GenBank genome assembly
GUCGAGGCUUUCGUGGGGGACCUCCCGCAGGGCGCCCUGUGUGGCGCGGAGGUUGCUGCCCAGGUCAAGUGGUGCGAGUUCUUGCUCAGUGUGGACGAGUCGCCUAAGGCUCACCACGACCUCUUCUGGCACUUCUCCGUCUGGAGGCUCCUGGCGGAGAAGCUUGGCACGCUUUCGCAGCUCGACAUUGGCGAUUCGUGCAUGCGCGAGAUCAUCGGGACCACUGUCAGGCACGGCGAGAAACCUUACACUUUGGAGGCAGAGACCUCCGUCUUCCAGGCGUGGGUUGUCCAGCUGGCGCAGGUCGCCUUUGCCUACAGGGUCCAGUGCAAGUGCGCCACUGUCGUGCCUCAAGCUCCGACGCCUGAAAGCACCCCGGCGGGCACGAUGAAUGCUUACCUUGAGGCGCAGGCAGCGAGCCACAAGCGCUCCGUGAAGGCGCUGUCCUUCAACCUCGCAGCCAGGCUCACCGAGCUGGGGAUGGACAGAGAGAAAGGGCGCCUGUAUGUAGGCAGCGCCGACGGCGAAGAUCUUCAGAAGAACUUCCGCCCAGCGUGGUCGAGGAUUCCUCGCAUCGACGUGCCCGUGGGCGACGGGCCGAUGCCAGACCGCCAGCGGCAAAUGGCCGAGCUGAAGCGGGUCAGGGCUACCUCGGAGCUGGACUAUCCUGGGUACGCCAUAUUCCACGCCCACAUGGAUUGGGGCCUGAAGCUCAUUCUGAUGAAGACCGCUACCCCCCUCGAGGUUCUCGGCUACUCGAUGCUGCUCAGCAGGGUCGCUGAGGAGGAGGGCGGCGUGCGCACAGCUUACCAAUAUGAUGUCAUGGCUCGCCUGGCGAUGGCGAAGGCCCUGGAGCGUGGCGACCCCGAUUGGAACCUGCAUUUCACGAAAGUCGACGCCGAUCUCGCCAAGCAGGCGAGGAGCAAGGUGGAAACCAGGGCGGCCAAAGCAGCCAGGGCGCUGGCAGGUAAGGGCGCGGGCAAGGGCAAGCACGGCAAGGGCGACGCCUUUGGCGCGAAGGGCAGCGAGCGCAGCUCGGGCAGCGCUGCAGCGAGGCCGCCGCCACGGUCGCUCUCGCCAGCUGUGCCGCCGCGGUCCCGCAGCCCCUGGCGCAACCAGGGCGGCUGGCACCAGGGCAACGACCAGGGCAGCUGGAAGCAGAAAGGCUGGCAGCAGGGCAG